Molecule: messenger RNA, 3543 nt
Organism: Scleropages formosus (Asian bonytongue)
Lineage: Eukaryota; Metazoa; Chordata; Actinopteri; Osteoglossiformes; Osteoglossidae
Gene: phc1
Product: polyhomeotic homolog 1
Exons: 15
Coding region: 130-2895 (921 amino acids)
Biological process (GO): negative regulation of DNA-templated transcription
Cellular component (GO): PRC1 complex; nucleus
Molecular function (GO): zinc ion binding; histone binding; chromatin binding
Source: RefSeq, a predicted model, not a curated record
AGUAGUAAGUUGUUACCAGUUGGGCUUUGUUACAGUCUGGCUACAAGGAUCAUGUGAAGUGGAGUUGCUCUGCUACACUUUAUUUUAACUCUCUUCACUGCAUCGAACAAAAUACCUCGACUCUUUCAGAUGGAGACGGAUGGCGACCAGAACUCGGGGUCUGCCAAUGGGAAUGCUCCAUCAGGGGGGAAUUCUCGCCCCCCUCAAAUAUCUCAAAUGUCUUUGUAUGAAAGACAGGCCGUUCAGGCUCUCCAGGCGCUCCAGAGGCAACCUAAUGCAGCCCAGUACUUUCAGCAGUUGAUGCUGCAGCAGCAGAUUAACAAUGCCCAGCUCCAGAACCUGGCUGCUGUCCAACAGGCUACUCUGGCUGCCAGUCGACAGUCCAGUUCUCCCAGCAACAGUGUUUCUCAAGCCACCAGCGCCGCUCACUGCACUGUGAAUUCAAGUUCUUCAGGAGGAGGGACUAUGAAUAAUCCCCGACCUCUUGGUCCUGCCUCCUCCGCAACAUCAUCGGCCAUUAGCCAGUCAGUACUGUUGGGUGGAAACACAGCUGGCCAAGGACAGAUGUACCUGAGAGUGAAUCGUUCCCUUAGGGCACCUCUGUCUUCGCAACUCAUCUUUAUGCCGGGGGGUACAGCAACUGCUACUGUGGCCGCUGUUGCCCAGCAACAGCCUCAGCAGCAACAACACCAUCAGCAACAGGAAGUUACUCCCACCUCUUCCAGUAACCAAACAGAUAGUGACCAGGUGCAGAAUCUGGCCGUACGGUGUGCCUCCAGUCCUCGAGUAGCGGGAGUGAAGACAGAAUGUCCUGACCGAAAAGACACAGCCGCCUACUCUAUUGUUCAGCAACCACAGCAGCAACAGCAGCAGUUCCCCCAGUCCACGCAGCAGACCACAGCACAGCAGAUGCAGCCACAGCAAAUCCACAACAAAUUGCCCUCUUACACCCAGCCAACCACUCCCACUCUUCCUAGUUUAAACCUUAAAACUGGCAACCAGUCUAACAUGGCCCCUCCUGCAGCACCUUCCCUCCCACCUUCAUCCUCCCCUUCUCCCUCCCUCCCCCUCUCUCAACUGCUUCUCUCUCCAUCCGGUUUCUGUCAGGCACGAGCCGUCACAACGGUGACUUCAGCCACCACAGCAACACACAUCCUUGUAUCUACUUCAAACAGCCCUACUCCCUCCCAAGGCUAUGCCGUUGCAUCUGCAGGCCCUAAACCUAGCAUUAAUGCUCAGACGUUGGUGGUUCAGCCACUGCAGCAGUCCAACACUAAUAUCAGCUCUGAAAAAAUAGGUCACAGUUCUGGCCCGGUUCCCAUACAGCCGAAAACUGUCCAAGGUCUACGUUUGCCCCUACAGCUCCCUCCGAAACACCCACCACCCAUUCUUCCUGCCCCGUCAAACAGUACCCAGUCUAGUGCCUCUCCCCUGCCUCCUCAUGUCCCAGUUCAGCUGGUGGGUGCCAGGCAGGGUUCGCUGGGAGGCUCUCAGGGUAUUGGUCUGGCUCAGGCCCGGAGCUGCUGUGCACAGGAAAAUGGGACUGUGAAUAACUCUAAUAAUUCCAAUGUCGUUACAAUGGUAACUUCCAUGGCAGCAGGAAGUGGAGCGGGGAUGGGUGGAUGUACAGGUGUAAAGGCACCCCAAACUGCCUUGCCAUUGACCCAGGUAUCUCAGAUCCACCUUCCUGCUAAUCAGGGUCCAGUACUAAAUGCAAAUCGUUCCUCGACUUCUACCUCCUCUUCACCAUCCCCUAAUUCUUCCAAUCCUGGCCUCUCACUUCCUCAUCCAUCGGAUAUACAGAGUUCUGCCUCAACUGUAGUGCCUCCCAGUGGUGAUCCAGAGUAUGUACAGUCUGUACAGACACAGGGGAAGCCUGUUGUUGGCUCUCUGAAGAGGAAAUCUGAGUCUGAUUCCAGUGUGCCAGCCACAGGCCCUGCCCCUCUUUGCUCACCCCCUCUGAGAGAGAUAUCGGCACCGGACCCUGCCGCAGCUGUUGAUGAAGCCCCUGACACUGCCUCGGCCUCCACCCAGGCACUCUCUUUGUCUCGAGCAGGAGGUGGGCAUGGGGAAAGGGCCCCCCCACCACAGGCAGUUGUCAAACCUCAGGUCCUCACUCACCUGAUAGAGGGCUUUGUCAUCCAGGAAGGAGCAGAACCCUUUCCUGUGACGGGUCCAGUGAAAGAACGCUCUAGUGGGCCGAUCUCUGUGGCAGUCCCUCCUGCUGGUCAGUCAGAAUCUGAGGCUCCGGCAGUAAUGAAGUGUGAAUACUGUGAGAAUUUUGCUCCAGCCUCUCAGUUCAGGGGCUCCAAGCGAUUCUGCUCUAUGACUUGCGCCAAGAGAUACAACGUGAGCUGCAGCCAUCAAUUUCGUUCACGCCGUGGCCGGGCUCCCCGAGGAGCUGCUGGUGGUCCUGGAGGCCAAGAAGGCAUCCUAAGACGCCGAGGUCCUCGCAGGAGCAGUUCAGAAAUUGCCUGUGCCAAAAUAACCGGGAGACACUUGCCUGUCAAGUGUCGUUCAGAGUCCAGUCGGUCUGAAGAUGUAUCCAGCUGCGAGGAGGAGGAAGACUCCCUGUCCUUAUCUCCUGGAUCCUCCUUCUCCUGUCCUCGCCAAGCACACUGCGGGCCCUCUCUAGAUGGCCCGGCCCCUGGUGGUCUUCCAUUGGAAGGUGCCCAGUUCCUGUCUGGCAAACCGUCCCACUGGACCGUAGAAGAAGUGUGUCAGUUUAUCUCCUCCCUGCAAGGCUGUGAGGACCUGGCAGGUCAGUUCCUCUCCCAGGAGAUUGAUGGCCAAGCCUUGCUGCUGCUGAGGGAGGAACACCUCAUGUCCACCAUGAACAUCAAACUGGGGCCAGCUCUCAAGAUCUGCGCCUCCAUCAACAACCUGAGGGACUGAGGGGCUGAGACAGCGGGGUAGGGCUCAUGGGAAAAGGGACGUGAGAGUGACACAGGGCGGGGGCAGGCUCACUUCAGCAGCCAUUGAAAGUGCUUUCUACAUGUUUCGUGAAGGUGGAUCUGCUGUGUAUGAUGGCAGAAUAGCAGGGUUCUCAGUUUGUAUUUGCGAGAGGGGGAGUCAGGAGAAAACUGUGAAUGAGAACAAAAUAUAAUCACAUGCUUCACUGUCUCUGUGCAUAUGCAAUGAAAGAGCGUAAUUAUCAUUAUUAGUUAGCUGACUAAAAUGACAGUAUAUCUACGUCAAGGAAGUCAAAGUUGCCUUUUCACUGUUUCAGUGGUGCUUUAGUGAAGUAACAUAGUGUUAGACUUGAAAAUAGCAAUACCAGAGUCCUCUUUUCCAAAGUAAACAAUAAAACAGUGUUGCCCAUCAUUCCAUAUGUCGCUGGGUAGUUUUUGUCUUAAAAUGGAGUUCAGACCAAUUUUGACUCCAAGCAGAUCAAACUAAUUAUACAGAAGUACGAAUUUACUGCCAGAAUGCAUUUUUGAGGUCUGGUUUAUAGUUAUUUUAAUCUACAACUAUUACUAAAACAGUAUUUUUGUUAUUUUUGCAGUUCUGAUUUAUGAAGAUUAUUCUAUCAUUAGUCUUCUG